AUGGCCUGUGCUGCCUUUGAGGCCAGAUAUGAGGAGGAGGAACAGCUGGGUAGAGGAGGCUUCGGGACAGUCUUUGCUGGCCGCCGCAAAUACAACAAUCUGCCUGUGGCCAUAAAACACAUUCCCCAGCCUGGCAUUCAGUGCACAUCAUUGCUGCUGGGUGGGAAAACUUGCAAGGUCCCUCUGGAGGUGGCACUGCUGCUGAAACUGAAACCAGUAGCUGCAGUGGUGACCCUGCUGGACUGGUACAAUCUGGACCAUGAGCUGAUUCUGGUCCUGGAGAGACCAGUCCCCUGCUUGGACCUGAUAAAUUAUAUGAACUCUAGAGAGUCUGCCCUGCAGGAACACGAGGCUAAAGCUAUAACAAAACAGCUGGUGAAUGCCCUCAUUGAAGUCCACUCCAGAGGUGUGUUCCACAGGGACAUCAAGCCGGAGAACAUUCUUAUUGAAACUGGCUCUGAUGUCCCACGUGUCCGCCUCAUUGACUUUGGCUGUGGCACAUUUCUGUCAGGGAGCAGGUACACUCUAGAAACAGGAACCUACCCCUACAAACCCCCUGAGUGGUUCCAGCGUCAGUGGUACAUGGCUGAACCAACCACUGUGUGGCAGCUUGGUGUAGUGCUGUUUGAGAUGCUGCAUGAUUACAUGCCCUUCAGCAACAGCUCUGAGAUCAUGACUGAGGAGCCUAAUAUCUGUGAGGAUCUUUCCAUCAACUGCAACAGUUUUCUACAACGCUGUCUGACCAAGAGACCAGAGAGCCGAUCCACCCUCAGGAAACUUAAGAUCCACCCCUGGCUGAAGUGA
Messenger RNA from Epinephelus lanceolatus (giant grouper), 804 nucleotides. The record is from RefSeq and is a predicted model, not a curated record. Lineage: Eukaryota; Metazoa; Chordata; Actinopteri; Perciformes; Serranidae.